Molecule: messenger RNA, 1358 nt
Organism: Pseudophryne corroboree (corroboree frog)
Lineage: Eukaryota; Metazoa; Chordata; Amphibia; Anura; Myobatrachidae
Gene: AKT1S1
Product: AKT1 substrate 1
Exons: 5
Coding region: 230-1087 (285 amino acids)
Biological process (GO): negative regulation of TOR signaling; neurotrophin TRK receptor signaling pathway; negative regulation of protein kinase activity
Cellular component (GO): cytoplasm
Source: RefSeq, a predicted model, not a curated record
CGUCAUUACCGUCUCUUCAGUAACAUACAGACACUUCGUUAAUAGCGAUGCAAGUUGAAGCCACCCUGGAACAUGUCUGAGACAACGGACGCCAUUUUAGUCGCUGGCAUGCCAAAGUGUAAGGAAAGAGCGAUUGGACGGGCACUUAAAGAGGGAUAAACCCCUCACUCUUCCUUCCCCGGUGCAUAACCAUUGAGUAUAUGUCAAGAGUGCAGAACAUCUCUCAACCAUGACAGACAUGACUGACAACCACAAGGAAGCCUGGCAAGAACUAAUCGGUGCAGCGGAGAAAUAUCGUAGACAGACUGGAAAUGACAUUGUGCUAAUCACGGCUUACAAGUCUAAGUUGCAACCGCCCUAUGCAUACACUGUUCAUGGGAGUGGCCUGCUCCUGGAGGCCACCCAGCGGUACCUUGAUGACAUUUCUGUAGUGCACAAAACGACUGUUUUUACCAGCCCACUUCCCAUCAAGGGGAACAAAGAGUCACCUGGUGGUAAGCAGAACUCUUACUCAAAGAGCUACCCUUCUAUCUAUGGCAAAGAAGGCUUUUCAUCCCUGGAGGACAAUGAUCGGUCCAUGGCAGUGCCUCAGAGCCGCAUGUCUGAUCACCUGCUGUCUUUGGAUGGACCAGGAGAAGAGGACGACUAUGACUACAAGCAAGGCAACCUACAGAAGGCUGCCGAGACUGUCCCUAGUGACUCUACAGGACUGUUUGUGAUGGAUGAAGACUCAAAUAGCCAAGACUGUGAACCUUUCUUUGAAUCUGACCAGGAAGAGAGCACUGAUGAAUCUGCUCUUCCAGAUGGAAGCCUGAGUGAAGAAGCCCCUGGACAUCAUUUGCCCCAAAACAACUUUCAGCAGUAUGCAAAGUCUCUCCCAGUCACUGUGCCCGUCUGGGGCUUCAAAGAGAAGAGACAGACCAACAAGUCAUCAGAUGAUGAAGCUGGCAAGUUUCCGUCACCAGACCUGGAUCGUAUUGCUGCUAGCAUGAGGGCCCUGGCUCACGACACAACGCAGCCCUUUGGUGACCUCCCACGACCCCGGCUGAACACUGGUGACUUCCACACAAAAUAUCGGAAGUAUUAAGUGAUGAGCGGCUCAAUCUGCCGACUGGUCUGAACACUAAAGACUUUCCUCUUCUAUGAAUCAGCAGAUGAUGCUCCAUAGGUAUGACACCUGUCCACUCAUUAGAAGGCUGACUGGUUCCCUUUCUAUUGUGGUCAACUGAAUUUUUAAUUUUUGCCUUUAAAUUUUCUUUCCCCAAGUUGUCAGAUUUGGCAAAGAUGGGUUCCCUAGCAAGUCUAUAUAACAAAUUUUACCCCUUUUUUAACAUUGCCUCAAUAAAAAGAGGAAUACA